Erinaceus europaeus (western European hedgehog) is the source of this 1137-nucleotide messenger RNA. RefSeq names its product TAL bHLH transcription factor 2 (gene TAL2). The record is from RefSeq and is a predicted model, not a curated record. The transcript has 2 exons. Gene Ontology annotation, molecular function: protein dimerization activity; DNA-binding transcription factor activity, RNA polymerase II-specific; RNA polymerase II cis-regulatory region sequence-specific DNA binding. Lineage: Eukaryota; Metazoa; Chordata; Mammalia; Eulipotyphla; Erinaceidae. Bases 173 to 493 code for a protein of 106 amino acids. Gene Ontology annotation, biological process: regulation of transcription by RNA polymerase II.
UACUUGCUUGCUGUGCUUAAAGUGAAAUCGCCAAGCUGGCGCAGCUCAGUGCCCAGCCGCCCAGAGCUCUGAUCUGACUCUGCUGCUCUUCAGCCCGCACCCGCACCUGCACCCCUCUUCACUCCAACUGCACGCGAGCACCCACCUGAGGCUGCAGAACUUCCAUUGAAACAUGACCAGGAAGAUCUUCACAGAUACCAGGGAGCGCUGGAGACAGCAGAAUGUCAACCGUGCUUUCGCCAAGCUGAGGAAACUCAUCCCCACUCACCCGCCAGACAAGAAGCUGAGCAAGAAUGAGACACUGCGCCUUGCAAUGCGGUAUAUCAACUUCCUGGUCAAGGUCCUGGGGGAGCAGAGCUCACAGCAAGCUGGAGCUACAACUCAGGGAAACUUUCUGGGACUCUUCCCCCAGGGGACUCACCUGCCAGAGAGGACGCUGCUUGAUGAUGACUUGCCGGUUUCCUCACCUGGCCCCAGCUGUCACCUUCCCUAAAGCGAUCCUCUCUCAUCUCUGAAAGCAGUGCUGUUCAGAAUUCUUGCCUUCUGCAUGUCCCGGAGCUAGCUUGCUGAGUAUUUAACGAGUCGUGUGACUUCAAUUUCUUGGAGCUGGCUCAGGAACAACUGCAGAAUCUCUACAGAAGACCCCAAGAAGGUGAAUUUGCAGUUGGCUUCUCUGGGGCUCCAGACAGAGCAAUCUGAUUUUAUUUGAUUCAUGGAGUUUCUGCAGAAGAUGUCUAGGGAGGGAAAAAAAUCACUUUAAAAACUGGUUUGAAAAAUCAUGAUUUUGCUCAAUUCCACUUCUAAAGAAAAGAGUUUUCUUUUCUUUUUUUUUAAAGCUUUUUAAUUUUAUUUCUUUUAUAUUUAUUUAUUUCCCUUUUGUUGCCAUUGUUGUUUUUUAUUGUUGUAGUUAUUAUUGCUGUUGUCAUCGUUGUUGGAUAGGACAGAGAGAAAUGGAGAGGGGAGAGAAAGACAGAGAGGGGGAGAGAAAGAUAGACACCUGCAGACCUGCUUCACUGUUUGUGAAGCAACUCCCCUGCAGGUGGGGAGCCAGGGGUUUGAACCCGGAUCUUUACACCGGUCCUUGCGCUUUGCGCCAUGUGCACUUAACCCGCUGCGCUACCGCCCAACUCCCAAGAA